Hibiscus syriacus is the source of this 1298-nucleotide messenger RNA. Its product is annotated as disease resistance protein RPV1-like. The record is from RefSeq and is a predicted model, not a curated record. Gene Ontology annotation, biological process: defense response. Bases 82 to 987 code for a protein of 301 amino acids. Lineage: Eukaryota; Viridiplantae; Streptophyta; Magnoliopsida; Malvales; Malvaceae. Gene Ontology annotation, molecular function: protein binding. The transcript has 5 exons.
GAAGUGAUUGAAGCCGUGAUCAUCGAUAAUCAAAGGGAAUCGAACAAGACACUCAAUUUGAAUGUCGAUGCCUUCUCGAAGAUGAAAAGAUUGAGAUUGCUCAAAGUUCUUUGCCUCUCAAAUUGUGAUGGUCUCAAAUAUCUUUCUAAUGAGCUACGGAUUUUAGAUUGGAAAGGAUGUCCUUUAAGAUCUCUGCUCUAUGGCUUUCAACCGGACAACCUUGUUGCACUUCUGUUACAAUACAGUCACGUUAAACAACUAUGGAAGGGAACCAGACCCUUGUACAAGCUGAAAGUGUUAAACCUCGGAGGGUCCCCGAACCUGAUCAAGACUCCGGACUUCACAAUGGCCCCAGAUCUUGAAGUUCUGAUCCUGGAAGGUUGUACAAAUAUAGUUGAUGUUCAUCCAUCCAUAGCAGAGCUUAAGAGGCUUCAAAAUUUGAAUUUGAGAGGCUGCAAAAGUCUUAGGAAUCUUCCAACCAAAAUUGGAAUGGAAUCUCUUCAUACAUUCAUUCUUUCGGGCUGCUCAAAUCUUCUUUGGUUUCCAGAGAUUGAUUGCAAAAUGGAUUGUCUAAAAACUCUUGAUAUUUCCGGAUGUUAUAGAGUUGGAAUUUUGCCUGAGAGUUUGCAGCAAACAGAGUUUUUGGAAGAGCUUGAUUUGAGUGAAACGACCAUAACAAAACCACCGUCCUGCAUUUUUCGACUUAAAAAUCUUAAAGUUUUGUCUUUCAACGGCCGCAAGGGAUCUUCAUCUAAGUUUCUAAAAAAUCUGCCUUCUCUCUUCAAAAAAUUCCUAAGAGGAAAGACGAAUUCAAUGGCUCUGUUGUUGCCUUCGUUGUCGGGUUUGAGUUCAUUGACAGAGCUGAAAGUAAGGGACUGUAAUCUUUGUGAAGGAGAUAUUCCUAUUGAUAUUUCUUGUCUAUCCUCUUUGGUAAUGCUCGAUCUCAGCAGUAACAAUUUCAUCAGCCUACCUGAUUCUCUUACUUGACUUUCCAAGCUUGAAUAUCUUGGAUUGAUGAACUGCCAGGGGCUGAAAUCGUUGCCUGAGCUUUCAACAAGUACAGUAACUGUGAGCAUAAAUGAUUGUGCUUCUCUAGAACUAAUUGCUAAUCCAUCAAAAGUAUGCAAUUCAAGGGAUUUGGUGCGUGUUAUAGGUACCAACUGCUACAGAUUGGCUGAGAACGUCAAUGCAUUAACGUUGCUGAAAAAACAUAUUAAGGUAUUUGCAAAUUCAAGAAAAUUGUUCAAUGUUAUUAUACCUGGAAGUGAAAUCCCAAAAUGGUUUAGCCAUCAAAGAGU